AGGACUGCUGAAGGUCUGCAUUUCAAAAGGCCGCGCUUCAUAUCCGCACGCCCCCCCAUCCCCUUUUUUUUUAGGCCAGACAAUCAGCCAUGUCAUCAGCUGGAAAUAAACUAGGAAUUGCAGCACACGUUUAAGGAACAUUCUUAACAGCCUUUUAGAAAUGUUAGCCGUACGCUGUGCGGUAUGUUGUUUUCAUUGGUUUAUUUCGUGUGUCAUAAAAUUCUUUUCGUUUUUGGACUGAGCAGUCUUCACGUGUUCUGUGGAUUAAUUUGUCACAGCAAAGCGAAAACAUUGUUUGCGCCGCCUCAGGGCAAAACAUAUUUUUUUAGAGUUAUAAAGUCACCCCCGAGACGACAGGUAAACAAAUAUACUGCACGUGCCGUUUCAGAUGUGUUUCAGUUAGGAAAUGAACACAGUUUGCUAAUAAGACGCUCGAAUUUGUGUUCCCUUCGGUUUCGUUUUUAUUUUUAUUUAUUUUGAAGGUAUUUUAUAUACAGUUUCACCGUAUUCAAUUGUAAUUAUUGUGCAGUUGAAAAUGUGUAUAUUAAGGGCUCUAUAGGCGAGCCAAACAGAUGUGAAAAAUUCGUUGGUUUUUUUUAUGAAUAUAUUUUAACAUCGACUGGUGAAAGUAUAUGAAUACAUAUUUAUGUGUGUGUGUUUUAUAUGCUGGUUGUUGGUGUCAGUGUGUGAGUGAUGGCUGCCUAUGAAUGAAAGUUUUGACGACCCUUUGCUGGGGGGGGUCUGUGACGUCAUGCCCAAUUAGUCGCGGUCACGACUCGCGCCGGGCCCCUCCCACCUCCGCUGCGCUUAUAACCGGCCCGGUCCCAGCAGAGGGGAGCCACUCUGAGGGAGGGAGACAUGUACUGGGACUCCGCCAUCAAGCUUGCAGACAGCAAAGACGCCAAAGUGAAGAUGGAGGUCUGCCAGAGUGGUUACUACGCGGAGGAGUUUAGGACCCAGGAGGUGCCAGCAGGCUUUGACUUUGCGUCUUAUGACUACCCUGGUGAAGAUCUGUCUUUUCUGUUAGACAGCAAGCCGCCCGGGCAGCCGCAGUAUCCGGCCGAGAGCUGCUACACGGAGCCGCCCAAAGUUGGUUCCACAAGCGACACCGGCCUCUUCAACCUGGACUCGUACCAGGACUUCAGCUGGUGGGCUUCCUAUCCGCAAGCAGACGGGCUGAUGGUGGAGCAGCCUCCAGCAGGGUUCCAGGAAUCGGGAGCCCCCCAGACGUACCCGAGCCUGGCACCACAGAGCGGACAGUUCAGCCCGGCCGUCGAGGGCAGCCACAGCCCCUUCGUGUCGGGGACACCAUCAAACGCCUCACAAAGCGAGUCCGAGUCCAGUUACUCUUGUCACUCGGUCGACCUCUACGACUCGGACGGGCAGAGAAGAUCCUUCUGGUCCGAGUACUCUUCAGCCGGCUUUGGCGCUCCCCCGUCACGCCCCACUGCACCUGUCACGUGCCCCGCCCCCACCUCCGCUCAGCCGGCAGAGCACUACUACCCCCGUGUGGCCAAACGCAAAAACCUACAGCGGCCCGAGAGGGAGAGCCACAUGGCGGCAAUGUCCGCUUAUCCAGGUUCAGGUCCGAUCCAGCUGUGGCAGUUCCUGCUGGAGCUUCUCCUGGACUCCGCCUGUCGCACCUUCAUCUCCUGGACGGGGGACGGCUGGGAGUUCAAGAUGUCCGACCCUACUGAGGUGGCCAAGCGCUGGGGCCAGUGCAAGAACAAGCCCAAGAUGAACUACGAGAAGCUGAGCCGUGGCCUUCGCUACUACUACCACAAGAACAUCAUCCACAAGACGGCGGGCAAGCGCUACGUCUACCGCUUCGUCUGCGACAUGCAGGGCAUGCUGGGGAAGACGGCGCAGGAGGUUCUAGCCGGUCUGAACAUUUUGCCCACCGGCACGGCGGCGUGGCAGCGCCACACGGACUCGGCAGCUGGGGCGGCGGCCUCGGAGCAUAGCAGCGAGCGAUGGGAGUAGGUGGGGCGGUACGAUGGACCGCCAUGUUUCAAUGUAAACCCCGCCUCUUCCAACCCUGGCUCAGUAAGUCAUGAUACGUCAGCGCUGUAGACUUUUUCAACAGGUGCUGCAUUGUUUUUUCAAGAAUUCGCCGCUUAGCAGAUUUGUGGCGGAGGGACCCAGAAACUGCGUUGGUUGAGGCACACGGGGGCAUUUAAGCACUACAAACAGAAACACACGGCAACGUCUUAAUGGGAGAUUGUUUUUAUUACCAAUACCAUGAGAUUAAGGUCAUUAUCAGUUUAAAAUUGAAAUUGUACUCAAAUAAAAUCAGAAUAUUAUGAGGAAAGUACAUUUGCAGGAAUAAAGUUAUACAGUCAUCCCUCGUUUAUUAUACGAUAUAUGAAUCAAUGUUAUUGAAUGCAAUAUUUUCCUAGUUAGAACAUAGAAAACCUGUUUAAAACUUUCUAAAUGCAGGUUUUAACAUAACAUAGCCCUGUAGAUGUACCACGUACCACUUCCACAUGGAAUGAGUGGAGAACCUUUUUUUUUAAAACUCCAUCUUAGCCAAUGCAUGUCGGCUCGGCCUUGCUGGCUCAGUAGACAGUCUCCAUGCAGUGUGAAAGAUAAUGUAAUCUAACGCUUAGUGACCACAAUACUACAUAUAACCUGGCUUUCAAUGUUUUUUGACUAAUAAUUGGCCCUCGUCAACCACGAAACAAGUGCUAUUCGAACCACAAUAUUAUGUAUUAUUAUAUUUAAUUAUACUUUGCUGUGGAGAACUUUGACAUUCACUCAUUAAAAUUCCAACUUUAUUUUGGUCUUAUUCUGAUUAGUUGACUUUAAUCUCAUAACAUUAGGACUAUUCUAUAUUUUGUUCUUUCCAGUGUGGCCUUGAUACUCCUCCCUUACCAUUUCAGGGUGUUUCUUGCAACAAAUGUAUUUGUAAAUAAUGUCAAUAUGGUAGAGUUUUGUGCAUUUAUUGUAGAUUUUUUUUUAUAUAUACAGAACUCAAAUCUACCUCUGUGUGCUAAUUAGAACGAAUAAACUCAACUGAUUCCCACUUGGGCUGUGAUGGUUGCAGACUGUGUGAUAAUCUUGUGUAAAUAAA
Molecule: messenger RNA, 3073 nt
Organism: Dunckerocampus dactyliophorus (ringed pipefish)
Lineage: Eukaryota; Metazoa; Chordata; Actinopteri; Syngnathiformes; Syngnathidae
Gene: etsrp
Product: ETS1-related protein
Exons: 8
Coding region: 859-1983 (374 amino acids)
Biological process (GO): regulation of transcription by RNA polymerase II; cell differentiation
Cellular component (GO): nucleus
Molecular function (GO): sequence-specific DNA binding; DNA-binding transcription factor activity, RNA polymerase II-specific
Source: RefSeq, a predicted model, not a curated record